Molecule: messenger RNA, 339 nt
Organism: Monascus purpureus
Lineage: Eukaryota; Fungi; Ascomycota; Eurotiomycetes; Eurotiales; Aspergillaceae
Source: the annotation of a GenBank genome assembly
AUGGAUAUCACUGCCGGCAUCGCUUACAUGGUCGGCCCAGUUGUUUCUGGAGCUUUCAUCAAACACAACGUGGGCAGAGUGAAUGACGGUUGGCGAGCGAACUACUACCUGGGGGCAGGAUUUUACUUCAUCAGCUUUUUGGCCCUCCUUGUCUUUUAUCAUCCUGCUGCACGACCAACUCCGGAUGGCUUGUCAUUAUGGGCUCGUUUUGUUCGCAUUGACUGGCUCGGAAUCCUCCUCUUUACGUCCGACGCCAUCAUGAGCGGGGUUUACAAACUCCCUUUCAACGGACUCACCAUCAGAAAGGUGCAAUCAUCGGGGGAAUCUGGAUGGCAAUAA